GGUGGGGCUAUCAGAGGAUAAGAAAACAGCGCUACCUGAGUCACUGACCUCCGGAGCUUCACAGGGAGAGAGAGACAGACAGACAGCGGAGCUGCGGCCUCUGUCAGCGGCCAUGGCCACGCUGGAGAGCUGCCGCUGCCGGAACAACAGCAUCCUCUACAGCAUCUUAAAAAGUGAUACCCUGGUGACUGGAGAUGAGGAUCAUCACCACCAUCACCCUCAACUACAACAACAACUAACGGUGCAACACUUGCUCCAAAAGUCCUCCUCUUCUCCUUCCUCCACCUCCUCCUCUACAUGCCUAGCCCCAGCCUCCGUGCAGGAGCUCAGGCAGCAGCCCUGUUCAUGCGGUUCCACUCGCCGCCGCGGCAUCCUCCGCUCCCCGCAGGUCACCUGUAAAGCCGCGUCGGCGGUUCUGGUCAAGACGCUGCGCUUCAUGAAGAACGUGCCCUGUUUUCGGGAGCUGCCCGAGGACGAUCAGCUAGUGCUGAUCCGGAGCGGAUGGGCCCCGCUGCUGGUGCUGGGUCUGGCACAGGACCGGGUGGACUUUGAGACCACAGAGACCGUGGAGCCCAGCAUGCUGCAGCGGAUCCUCACCGGGCUGCCUGAGCGCCACAGUGAGCCCGUAGCCGGGCACGGCCAUGGGGCGGUCGGGGUGUCCGUGGUGGAAAUCGAGGCUAUCAAAGCGUUCCUGAAGAAGUGCUGGAGUGUGGAUAUUAGUACCAAGGAGUACGCGUACUUGAAAGGAGCAGUGCUGUUUAACCCAGAUCUGGAGGGUCUCCGCUGUCUGCACUACAUCCAGUCACUGCGUCGUGAGGCUCACCAGGCUCUGAAAGAACACAUCCGGCUGAUUCACCGCGAGGACACAACACGCUUCGCUAAGCUUCUCAUAGCCCUGUCCAUGCUGAGGUCCAUCAGCCCUCUGGUGGUGGCCCAGCUCUUCUUCAGACCCGUCAUUGGCACCGUCAACAUAGAGGAGGUGCUCAUGGAGAUGUUCUACGGGAAGUAACACAGAAACAGUCCAUGCAGAGGUGAAUUCAGAGUCAGGUUCAGCUGCCAAGGGGACUCAGGAGACAAGUAUCAGGUGUGAGGACACUAAGAAAAACUAUAGAACAGUGGGUGGGACAUUUUCAAAAACUGUGCAAAUGACCCACACAGGAACGAGAAUGUGUGUGUUUCUGAAUGUGAGAGAAUGAGAGCGUUGUUUUGAGUAAAAGAGAAAAUUUACAAAGCAGCAACUGGAAUUCAUAAUUUAUUUGUUUUUAUAAAAAAAACAUUAUUUUUCUAUAAUAAAAGUUAAUCUG
Molecule: messenger RNA, 1304 nt
Organism: Cynoglossus semilaevis (tongue sole)
Lineage: Eukaryota; Metazoa; Chordata; Actinopteri; Pleuronectiformes; Cynoglossidae
Gene: nr0b1
Product: nuclear receptor subfamily 0, group B, member 1
Exons: 2
Coding region: 113-1009 (298 amino acids)
Biological process (GO): negative regulation of transcription by RNA polymerase II
Cellular component (GO): cytoplasm; nucleus
Molecular function (GO): transcription factor binding; transcription corepressor activity
Source: RefSeq, marked provisional